Messenger RNA from Anisakis simplex (herring worm), 456 nucleotides. The record is from the annotation of a GenBank genome assembly. NCBI's taxonomy places the organism in Eukaryota, Metazoa, Nematoda, Chromadorea, Rhabditida, Anisakidae.
AUGGCAAAAAAUAUGGAGAAUACGAGUUAUCGAAAGUUGGACGUGGACGCAUAUGAUCCGGAGAAGUAUGAAGAUAAUGAGGAUAAUGAAACACUAGCGUUGGGUCCUGAUGAACGAAACGUCUCGGUGUUACUUCAGAAUAUGCGACUUCAAGACGCACUCAAAGCAGCAUUGAUUAAUCCUCCUCUAAAGACCAAAAAUCAGGCAGUAAAAGAUCGUGCCACGGCACUCGUCACACGCGUUCUAACAAAUUUCAAAACGUCCGAUAUCGAGAGUGCAGUGCAGGGUUUGAGCGAUGAAGAAGUGGAUUUAUUGAUGAAAUACGUUUAUAAAGCGAUGGAUAUUCAAGCAGAUAAUGCCACUUGUCCGUAUUUGUUAUCGUGGCACGCACAGUUACUCGCCCGUGGAGGUUACGGGUCGAUCAUCCGUGUAUUUUGCGAUCGUCAACGACUUUGA